AUGCCAUCAGCCAAGCGCAACGCGUCGUCUGCCAGGCGAUUAUCUCUAGCCAAGAGGCAGAGGACUGUCGAUCCACCGGUUGAUCCGCUUGAGGGCACGAGCGGCUAUGAUUCAGAGGAGGGUUCCAACGAUCAGGUGGACGGUGGUCAGGACGCUGAUCACGAGGACAAGGACGAGCAUGAGGACGAGGAGGACGAUAGCGAGCUCGCUCCCAUCACCCCCAAGCGAUCCGGCCAAGCUGCUCGCGGCUCCAAAGAUCAGGAGAAGAAGCACCCCAAGAAGGGCAAGAAGAAGGCCGCUCCGAUCAAGGUUGGUGCCGCUCGUAAGGAGGUGUGUGGUGGGUGCGCCCUGCGUUUCAACGCAGGCCUGAUUAAUGGCAUUUGCCAUGAUCGGCUCGAUUCGAACAGCGAGCGCUGCGUUGAGUGUGGCACCCACUCCUGCUCCAUUCUGUAUGAUCAUUGA
This is a messenger RNA of Didymella exigua CBS 183.55, 462 nucleotides long. RefSeq lists its product as uncharacterized. NCBI's taxonomy places the organism in Eukaryota, Fungi, Ascomycota, Dothideomycetes, Pleosporales, Didymellaceae. The record is from RefSeq and is a predicted model, not a curated record. The transcript has a single exon. The coding region runs from base 1 to 462 and encodes 153 amino acids.